Messenger RNA from Branchiostoma floridae (Florida lancelet), 3269 nucleotides. Its product is annotated as flotillin-1-like. Gene Ontology annotation, biological process: protein localization to plasma membrane; positive regulation of cell junction assembly; positive regulation of cell-cell adhesion mediated by cadherin. Gene Ontology annotation, cellular component: plasma membrane. The record is from RefSeq and is a predicted model, not a curated record. Lineage: Eukaryota; Metazoa; Chordata; Leptocardii; Amphioxiformes; Branchiostomatidae.
GGCCCAUCUCUGUAUGCUGACAUCAGUACAUUAAGCCUGCCUGCCUCAGUAUUGCUGCCAAAAUGUCAGAAACCAAUGGAGAAGAAGACUCCUAUUUCUUCCAAGUCUGUGGACCGAAUGAGGCUCUAGUAGUGUCAGGAUGUUGCCACGCCCGUCCCCUCAUGGUGGCUGGAGGCCGAGUGUUUGUCAUCCCAUGCAUCCAGCAGCUGCAGAGGAUCCCCCUGAACACGCUGACUUUGAGCAUUGACAGCCCCACAGUUUAUACCCUAGCGGGUGUGCCCAUAUCCGUGACGGGGGUGGCACAGGUGAAGAUCCAAGGCCAGAACCAGGAGAUGCUGGCCGCGGCGUGCCAGCAGUUCCUGGGGAAGUCUGAGGAGCAGAUUCGCCGCAUCGCCCUGGAGACACUGGAGGGUCACCAGAGGGCUAUCAUGGGCACCAUGACUGUAGAGGAGAUCUACAAAGAUCGGAAGAAGUUUGCCAAAGCCGUGUUUGAGGUUGCCUCGACGGACCUUGUAAACAUGGGCAUCAGUGUGGUGUCGUACACACUCAAAGACAUCAGAGACGAAGAGGGCUACCUGAAGGCCUUGGGUAUGACCCGUACUGCACAGGUGAAGAAAGAUGCUCGCAUCGGUGAGGCAGAGGCUCAGAGAGACUCAGGAAUCAAGGAAGCCAGUGCAGAGGAACAGAGGAUGAAGGCCCGCUUUUCGAAUGACACCGAGAUCGCAGCCGCCCAAAGGGACUUUGAGUUGAAGAAAGCUGCUUACGACAUGGAAACCCAGACCAAGAAAGCAGAGGCAGAGUUGGCUUAUGAACUACAGGCUGCAAAGACCAAGCAGAGGAUUAAGGAGGAACAGAUGCAGAUUAAGGUGGUGGAGCGUACCCAGCAGAUCCAGGUUCAGGAGCAGGAGAUCGCCCGGCGGGAGCGCGAGCUGGAGGCACAGAUCAAACGUCCCGCAGAGGCCGAGAAGUACCGGCUGGAGACACUGGCUGAGGCAAACGCGAAGCGUGUUCUGAUGGAAGCAGAGGCUGAAGCUGAAGCUGUCAGGCUGAAGGGAGAGGCUGAGGCCUAUGCUAUUGAGGCCAAGGCUAAGGCUGAGGCAGAACAGAUGGCCAAGAAGGCCGAUGCCUGGAGGGACUACCAGGAGGCAGCCAGGGACAUGGUGCUGGAGACACUGCCCAAGGUUGUGGCGGAAGUUGCAGCCCCAUUGUCCCAGACCAAGAAGGUGACCAUGGUGUCCAGCGGAAAGGGCGAGCUGGGCGCCGCCAAGAUUACGGGCGAAGUGAUGGAUAUCGUGGAGAGGCUGCCGCAGGUCGUGGAGUCCAUGACUGGCGUGGACAUGUCAAAGGCCUUGAAGCUGCAGGCAAGGUCUGUGUAGAUGUCAUCACAGCUUAUGCUGACAUCAUCACAUCCUGUGUGGACAAAUCCGUGUGGAUGUCACAGCACCCCUUGCAGACACACGGGUGGUUCAAAAUGGCCGCCAUGCUCGUGUUGUAUGUACGCUAGAGGUUCAUGUUAACGUACAGUAGCUAGUAGUUAUCCUUCAUAAGCUCUUUCUAGUCCAUUUAUAUUCAGGAGUUUUAGAAAUGUCUCCAAGAUGCAUGUGUUUUUGAAUACAACAGGACCAGAAGUAAUCACAAGUGUACAAUCUAUAAUGUCUAGAUAAGUAGCUGUUCAGUCCCCACCUCUCUAAUAGUAGGGUAGCAAAAUUAGUGUUACUGCAUCUGUAUAAGCAUUUCUAUAGUUAAAUUCUUGCAUCAUCAUCGCUUUAGAAAGUGUAGGUAAAGUAUUGCUCAAGAACGGCUGUCAGACAAAGUCCAUAGGAAGACACAUACAUGGAAAAAUUUAUGUAAACUUUCCUUCUAACAUGCUGUUAGUUUGUAUGCCAUUCCUUGUCGAGUACAUGUAGUGGAGGCAUCAGUAAGAAAUACUUUCUAGUAAGUGAGAACUGUGUGUGCUCUGUACAGGGGAAACUCAACAACAACAAAGAAAACUGCAUUCGUAUGUUUUUUUAAAGUGUAAUAUAAUCAGAUGUUUUUUAUUGUUCAUUUGUAACAUGUGAACACUUUUUUAGUGGAAUGCUUUGUAAUGAAACCUAAUGUAAAAGUUUUGUGUUAUAACUGAAGGUAGUAUGUCUUUGCACGUGUUUUCUGCAAUACACCAUUUCACCACUUUGGCAGCACACAGAAAUUCACGUUUCUAAUAUAAUAGCUGAUGAAAAUGGAAAAUAGUGUGUGUCAAAAUAUACUUUCACAUGAUUCUAACCGGAACAGUGUACUUUUUUCGAUGAAGAAGAUAUCACCAUGGAAAACUGAAGCUGUAACUAACAAACUGACAACUGCCUUUGAAACCAGUGGUAACCAGUAGUGUUUAACUCACUGUUGUACAGAUUUGCAAGUCUUUUGUGUAUUUGUAAGUUUAUAUGUAACCAAGACGACAACAGAUGAUGAUGGUUUUAUAGUCACUCGUGAGUACAUUUUUGAUUGAGAAGUGAUUUUUAUUUUGUCUUUCCUAUGGAUCCUUGAUAGGCUGAAAUUUAUGUCCUGAAAUUGUCCCUGAAAAAAAACAUACUGCCAAAUUCUUCAAAUUUCAGGAUUUUUUUUAGAAACAUGGAAGGACAAUAAAUCCAAGAAUGACUUUUUGCAUUGUCAACUGUGCAUCUCCCUGAGUUUUGACGAACAUUGUUAUAAAUAGCACAGUUUGGAAUUAGCAUUAUUUUUUAUUUUGUUCAUGUUAGUAUUCAGAGUUUUCUUCACUCCUUUACAGUUCAUAGCCUCAGAGUUUGCCAGCCAACUGAAUGUGGAAAUAACAAGGCGUGCAAGAUUACUAACUUAAAGGUAUUCUAAACAAUACAGAGAAAUACCCCCUUACUUUUGCAGCAUUCUCAUCAAAAUAAGUCCAUUACAUAUGAUGUCAAACUGAUAUCAAAUUUGGGAACUACGAAGAUUUUGAACAAUUUUUCUUGUGUUUUUGAUGACACAACAAACUGGCAACAAUGAAGUGGGAAUGUAUAUCCUGUUGGAAAAGAAAAUUUGUUUUUAUACCAUGUUUGAUUUUACAAGUUAAACGAUAAUAAAAGUUUUAAUUAAUAUGUUUUAUUAGAUAGUACUCUGUUUACAACUGUACCUUUGGCAGCAUUUCUGUGGGGAUGUACUUUUAGUAUCUCAGGUAAUGUUACACUGAAAUGUAUACUCUUGUCUCGACUAACAAUCACAUUUGUAUCCAUUGUAUAUAUAAUUGUGUGAUUCUGCAUUAAAAUUGUCUAAUGGCA